UGAUUCCCAAAUUUCCUCUGGGGACUGGAGUCUGCUUCCUCGCGCUCAGCCCACCCCAUUGUUACACCAGAAGGUGGCAGUGAUAUAUAAGCCUUAGGUUAAAGUUGGAAAGUUAAGUUUUAGAAGGAUGUCUACAAAAAAGUAAUCGUCUUUUAGUGCUCAAUAUGGACUGGAAGGUAAAGGGAGACGGUAUCUUCAUCCUCUGCAUAGUUUGUUUUGUCUGCGUGACGUCAAUCGUAAGUGUUGACGUGCUGGUCGAAAGUCCUAAGCCAGCGAGAGUCGGUGAAAGCGUGACCCUAAAAUGCUCCCUGCAAACACCAAACUUGAAAGUUAAACAAGUAACAUGGAAAAAGUUUUCAAAGAAAGGAGUCACCCAGGUGGCUACAUACACAGCGAUAUUAGGAGCUUUAGUUUCGUCUGAGUAUGAAAAAGUCCUGAAUAUCACGGUGAAGAGUCUGCAGGCGACGGCCAUCACCAUAUGGAAGACUAAAGCUAGUGAUGAUGGAACUUACCAGUGCAUUUUCAAUGUCUUUGCACAUGGAGCCAUUGUCAGGAAUAUUUCCGUUUCCUUAUACGAGCCUAUCAAAGGAUCACUGCAGAAAUACAACGAAUCAGCCGACGCGUUUCUGGCCAAGUGCGUGACCACCGGCUGGCCGUCUCCUGAUAUUUCGUGGAUUGGUGUGGGAUCAGGGCACACAAACGGAAGUUAUUCGGAAACCAUAAAUGAGACAGCAACUUUUACAAACUGGAUCUUGGUAAAGAAGUUACCCAAAAGUAAUCUAAUGGAACAGCUGGAGUGCAGAGUACAUCAUUUGGGUUAUGAAACCAUAUAUAAGAUGCCCAAACAGCCACAUGCUAAAUCAGGUCUCCAGCCGAUCAUUAUUGCAUUGAUAGUUGGCCUUGUCUUGCUUGUUAUCGGAGUUGUGGCUGCCGUAGUUUGUCGUUCAAGAAGAAGAUCGUCUCAGCAUCUAAGCCAUUAAUAGAAUUCCCACCAAACAGUUUUUUUUUCUGGCUACACAUUUGUCCUCAUUCUGUUAGUUGGAAUCCUUACUGGACCAACCACUCUAUCUCCAGACAUCUGCUUUUUCUUUGAAGCUUCAUUGCUAUGUACCGUAUAUUGAUGGCUCCUCGACUUGGAGAAAUGGAUCUGGUUCACGUUUACGUCAAGCACACUGGAUAGAUAUUUAUGUCAAGCCCACUGGAGCAUGUAAGAACUUGAUCACCUGAAGAUAGACCCAAUGCACCCUUUAACAAGAGCUCUCUUAGUUUUAGACAAUGCUCCGUAAUUUAUCAUCUUUCUUAUGAAGCUGCAUCUUUUAAACAUGAAUUCCAGUUAUCACAAGGACUGUAAAAGCAAAUUUGAGGCCACAUCUGGACCUCCAACAACGGUGUUCAUGACAGUCCAGUCAACCCAAGAAAGUAUCCAGUGUGAUGUCCAAAACCAAACCUUAAUAAAGUAGAGCGAAUGAUCCAACUUUGUUGUGUGGUUGGCUGCAGACUGCUCCGUAUUCUGGUGACUGGAGUCCAAAUGAACCUAUUUGGAUUAUGAAAGGAUUCCACAGCAGUCAAGCUUCCGUACAUAUAAGAACGAUCACUCUUUUCAGGUCCUAAUAGCGGUCAUGUCUCUCAGAAGUCCAUAGAAAUAUUGGCGGAAAGCUGUCUUCAUUUUUUUCAUGUAUUAAAACCAACGGCGUGGUUUACGUGCAAACUAAUAACUUUUUAUACGGCCAUUGUACUAUUAAUUCUGUGUGUAUCCAGCUUUACUCUAAUUCUCUAAUCCUAGUAUAUCUGUCCUUUCCACUUAUGGACAUUUGUUUAGCACAUACACAAGUUUUAAAGAAAAGAUGGAUUAUAUGUGAGUGUAAUUACAUAUAUUUUAAACGGGCAUUGUUUGGAGUUGGCCACCCACAAAAGUUUGGAGACUUCAUCCUUAUUGUACUGUUUUCUAUUAACUCUGCUCAUUGUUGGAAUAUAUGGGACAAUUAUACUAUGAAUAAAGCAAAGGUAAUCUA
Molecule: messenger RNA, 2012 nt
Organism: Spea bombifrons (plains spadefoot toad)
Lineage: Eukaryota; Metazoa; Chordata; Amphibia; Anura; Pelobatidae
Product: OX-2 membrane glycoprotein-like
Exons: 6
Coding region: 165-980 (271 amino acids)
Molecular function (GO): cell-cell adhesion mediator activity
Source: RefSeq, a predicted model, not a curated record